Molecule: messenger RNA, 918 nt
Organism: Rotaria sordida
Lineage: Eukaryota; Metazoa; Rotifera; Eurotatoria; Philodinida; Philodinidae
Source: the annotation of a GenBank genome assembly
AUGGCAACUGGUUCCUGGGCAGUGUCCAAUGGUACAACUAACGACUAUACCAAUCAAGAUGUGAAUCGAUCAGUUUCAUGUUCGUUUUGCAACGAAUGCAUUGAGUCACCUGAUAAGCUCAAAGAACAUUUGAUAUUAUGUGGUAACAAAACAGAUCAAUGUCCUAAAUGUGGAAAAUUCAUUCGACGUGCCAUCUUUGCUUAUCACUAUGAAAAUAAUUGCUCGAAUCCAGAAGAACAUAAUGAAGCAUCCGACAAUACUGUUGCUAAUAGAACAAUCUUGACCACAAACGUUUAUGGCAUAAAGAAUUUAAUGGAAUGUAUAUAUUGCUCUGCAAAAGUUGAACGACAAGAUUAUGACUUACACAAAAAAAAUUGUAUUAAAAGUCCGUUGAAUGUUGCAAAGAAAUUACAACAGAAUGCAACCCGUUUUACUGAUCCCACUUUAGGUAUGAAUCAACGUGUUCUAAUGAACGACAUCAAAGACGAAGAAAAUAUUCCUUGCGAAUAUUGUAACGAAUCAAUACCAUGGCGACACUUUAACUAUCAUUCGAAAGCUUGCCAAGAACGAGCACACAAACGAUUAGAAGAGAAAGCACGAGUGAAGGAUGAGAAUCUGAUUGGAAAACAUAUCGAAUGUGUAUAUUGCUCAGCUUCAAUAUCUCCAUAUAUGAUUAAUUCUCAUGAACUUGUUUGCCCGAAACAUCCGCAAAAUAAGACAUCUUUCUCAAACAACAAUAACAUUAGUAACAAUACCACAACUUAUUCAACGAUGACAAUGAGGUCUCAGAUCGAUUCAAGUGAUAAAGAUACUAAUCAUCAGAGACAUGUGUCAACGCCCAGUUACAAUCAGUACCUCGACAACAACGAUGGUAACGUGUCCUUAUUGUGGAUCUUCUGUUCAUCAGUCAUGCAGUAA